AUGGGGUUAGCCCUAGCCCUGGUCCUUCCAUCCCAUGCACAAAGCUCGCAACAGGACUACGUCAAUGCUCACAAUACAGCUCGAGCACAAGUUAAUGUUGGACCGAUGACUUGGGACAACAUGGUGGCUGCCUAUGCUCAAGACUAUGCGAAUCAACGUAUCGGAGAUUGCAGACUUGUACACUCCAGAGGUCCUUAUGGCGAGAACCUUGCAUGGAGCAGUGGUGACCCUUUAGGCAUUGAUGUUGUGACAUUGUGGGUUGAUGAGAAGGCCGACUAUAACUAUGACACUAAUACUAGCGCUCUGGACAAGGUGUAUGAUAAGAACCCAAACAAAAUCAACCCAAAACUUAAGCAACACACAACAGAACACACAACAUAA
Messenger RNA from Pistacia vera, 381 nucleotides. Its product is annotated as pathogenesis-related protein 1-like. Bases 1 to 381 code for a protein of 126 amino acids. The transcript has 2 exons. The record is from RefSeq and is a predicted model, not a curated record. Lineage: Eukaryota; Viridiplantae; Streptophyta; Magnoliopsida; Sapindales; Anacardiaceae.